AAACACACAAUUUAUAGUCUCCAAAAUGAAGUUCUCUCACUGCAUUUCUCUCCUCUUAGGUCUCCUCACUCUCUUCUCAGUGGAUAUGAUGAUAUCUCAAGUUCCGGUGGCAGAAAGUGCAACUUGUUACCAUAUCAAUUUCGACGUCUGGUGCGAUGCGUCGAACAUUACGGCUGAAUGUGCACCGACGUGCACGCGCCGGUGUGGACAAUCGACCGCAUUAUGCACUCCAAAAUCCGGCACUGAGGAAGUGGUUUGUGCCUGCGCUUUCCAAGAACCCGACUGCACUACUCAACGUCGAUGCCAUGACCCUUCUUCAAAGAUAUUCUCGUCUUCGCGAAAAGCGAAAGAAUCUAAUUUGUUGAACUAAAAUUCAUGCAUUACAAUAUUUAUCAGAUGAUUUUUUUUUUUUAGAUUUCUUUCGGAAUGAUGUUGAUUGAAUCCAAAGAGUAAUGGUUAAUUUGUUGUAGGAAUGUAUGAAGACCCUGUAAUACUGUUAAUGAGAUUCUCACAUCUAAUAAAAACUGGU
Oldenlandia corymbosa var. corymbosa is the source of this 529-nucleotide messenger RNA. The record is from the annotation of a GenBank genome assembly. Lineage: Eukaryota; Viridiplantae; Streptophyta; Magnoliopsida; Gentianales; Rubiaceae.